UCAAAAUCCGCGAACCCAUUAAUUGCCAGCGUUACUAGCUUGAGCACACACUACAGUUGGAGUCACGCAAAAUGGGUAGCACUUUCUUCACGAAACUUUGGAUUUCGUUUCUUCUUGCAGUCUGCAUCACCACUUCAACACAGGCGUGGUUUCUACCUCAAGGCAAUGGCGCCGGUGGUUUUGGUUUUGGCUCCAAUGGAUUUGGUUUCAAUGGUUUUGGCUCCAAUGGUUUUGGUGUAGCCACUACGUCCGAAUUUAAAUGUCAAACGCUCGGUCGCUUUCCCGAUCCAAACGAUUGUCGAAAUUUCUAUGAUUGCACUAGCAGCGGUACGAGUACAUAUACCCGCCAUAGAUGCGGUCCCCUUAAACGGUAUUCGGUUAAUCAGCAAGGCUGUGUGUUCGCCUUCACCGUAGCUUGCUAUAAUCCGGCUGUUAGUUGCUCUGCCGCCGGUGAUAAGGGCGCAUGGCCCGGUGAUGCCAGUAUAUAUUACGUCUGUGAGCUGAGUAGUACCAGUGGAAAAUUAAUACCAACGCUAUAUAAAUGCCCCCAAGGUUCAUUAUUCAAUGGCGCUGCUUGUGCAUAAUUUUGUGGAAUAUAUAUUUUUUUGUCAGAUUUUUUGUAAUUGAAGUCAAGUGAAAGUGGAUGCAAAUAAAAUCAGAGAACUUA
Molecule: messenger RNA, 667 nt
Organism: Bactrocera dorsalis (oriental fruit fly)
Lineage: Eukaryota; Metazoa; Arthropoda; Insecta; Diptera; Tephritidae
Exons: 2
Coding region: 72-584 (170 amino acids)
Cellular component (GO): extracellular region
Molecular function (GO): chitin binding
Source: RefSeq, a predicted model, not a curated record